This is a messenger RNA of Cervus elaphus (red deer), 2181 nucleotides long. It is a transcript of the gene MMP11, whose product is annotated as matrix metallopeptidase 11. The record is from RefSeq and is a predicted model, not a curated record. Bases 47 to 1519 code for a protein of 490 amino acids. Gene Ontology annotation, molecular function: zinc ion binding; metalloendopeptidase activity. Lineage: Eukaryota; Metazoa; Chordata; Mammalia; Artiodactyla; Cervidae. Gene Ontology annotation, cellular component: extracellular matrix. Gene Ontology annotation, biological process: extracellular matrix organization; collagen catabolic process; proteolysis. The transcript has 8 exons.
GGCGGCGGCCGGCGGCGGCCCAGCAGGCCCUGCAGCCCCGGGGCGGAUGGCUCGGGCCGCCGGGCUCCGCGGCGCGGCCCCGCGCGCCCUCCUGCUCCCGCUGCUGCUGCUGCUGCUCCUGCCGCUGCCGCUGCUGCUGGCCCGGGCCCCGCGGCCGCCGGACGCCCCCCGCCGCCACCCCGUGAGCAGAGGACCAGAGCCGUGGCUGGAGGCCCCUCCCGACAGCGAUGCCCCCGCCCUGGCCGCCCAGGAGGCCCUCCCGCUGGCUGGCCACCCCAGACCUCCCCGCUGCGGUGUGCCUGACCCGCCCGAUGGGCCGAGUGCCCGCAACCGACAGAAGCGGUUCGUGCUGUCAGGUGGGCGCUGGGAGAAGACGGACCUCACCUACAGGAUCCUCCGGUUCCCAUGGCAGCUGCUGCGGGAACAGGUGCGGCAGACGGUGGCGGAGGCCCUCCAGGUGUGGAGCGACGUCACGCCGCUCACCUUCACCGAGGUGCACGAGGGCCACGCCGACAUCGUGAUCGACUUCACCAGGUACUGGCAUGGGGACAACCUGCCCUUUGACGGACCUGGGGGCAUCCUGGCCCACGCCUUCUUCCCCAAGACCCACCGAGAAGGGGAUGUCCACUUCGACUACGAUGAGACCUGGACCAUCGGGGACAACCAGGGCACAGACCUCCUGCAGGUGGCGGCCCACGAGUUUGGCCACGUGCUCGGGCUGCAGCACACGACAGCUGCGAAGGCCCUGAUGUCCCCCUUCUACACCUUCCGCUACCCGCUGAGCCUCAGCCCGGACGACCGCAGGGGCAUCCAGCAGCUGUACGGCCGGCCUCGGCUAGCUCCCACGUCCAGGCCCCCGGACCUGGGCCCUGGCACCGGGGCAGACACCAACGAGAUCGCGCCGCUGCGGCCGGACGCCCCGCCAGACGCCUGCCAGGUCUCCUUUGACGCGGCCGCCACCAUCCGCGGCGAACUCUUCUUCUUCAAGGCAGGCUUUGUGUGGCGGCUGCGUGGGGGCCGGCUGCAGCCCGGCUACCCUGCGCUGGCCUCUCGCCACUGGCAGGGGCUGCCCAGCCCUGUGGACGCGGCCUUUGAGGAUGCCCAGGGCCACAUCUGGUUCUUCCAAGGAGCUCAGUACUGGGUGUACGAUGGCGAGAAGCCGGUCCUGGGUCCCGCGCCCCUCUCUGAGCUGGGCCUGCAGGGAUCCGCGAUCCACGCGGCCCUGGUGUGGGGCUCCGAGAAAAACAAGAUCUACUUCUUCCGAGGCGGGGACUACUGGCGCUUCCAGCCCAGCGCCCGCCGCGUGGACAGCCCCGUGCCGCGCCGGGCCACCGACUGGCGAGGGGUGCCCUCGGAGAUCGACGCGGCCUUCCAAGAUGCUGAAGGCUUCGCCUACUUCCUGCGUGGCCGCCUCUACUGGAAGUUUGACCCCGUGAAGGUGAAAGCCCUGGAGGGCUUCCCCCGCCUCGUGGGCCCCGACUUCUUCAGCUGUACCGAGGCUGCCAACACUCUCCGCUGAGCACCGCCUGGCUGUCCUCAGGCCCCUGACACCUCCACACUGGAGACCGUGGCCGUGGCCGUGGCCCUGGGCACCAGGCAGGGCACGGAGCCGCGUCUGCUGGGGGGGUGGGCGAGUGCUGCCACCAGGACUGCAGGGAGGGCCACGCGGGUCGUGGCCACUGCCAGCGACUGUCUGAGACUGGGCAGGGGGCUCUGGCAUGGAGGCUGAGGGUGGUCUUGGGCUGGCUCCACCCAGCCUGUGCAGGUCACAUGGAACCCAGCUGCCCAGGGUCUCCGUCCACACCCCUCAGGGUCGGGCCUCGGCAGGGCUGGGGGAGCUGGAACCAUCACCGUCCUCGCUGUGGGGUCCCACGGGGGCUGGCAUGUGGGUGUCAGGGUCCUGCGCCUCCUGCCUCCCACAGGGGUUGCUCUGGGUAGGUGCUGCCUUCCAGUUUGGUGGUUCUGGAGACUUGUUUCCCAGGAUCCAGGCCAAAAGGCCCGGUCAGCUGUUGGGGGUGCUUCCUGCCAGAGACCCUGCGCCCUGAGGGCCCCGGUAUACCUCAGUCCUAUCACGGGUCAGAUCCUCCAAAGCCAUGUAAAUGUGUACAGUGUGUAUAAAGCUGUUUUGUUUUCCUUUUCUUUUCUUUUUUACUGACUGUCAUUAAACACGGUCAUUUUCUA